This is a messenger RNA of Cydia fagiglandana, 1282 nucleotides long. RefSeq lists its product as uncharacterized. The record is from RefSeq and is a predicted model, not a curated record. The transcript is spliced from 6 exons. Lineage: Eukaryota; Metazoa; Arthropoda; Insecta; Lepidoptera; Tortricidae. Bases 593 to 1282 code for a protein of 229 amino acids.
UUACUCGCUAAACUGAGCUAAACUGUACCAUUACCAUGAGUUGCUAUCGAGAACUUACAUUACGUUACUACAAUCGCUAGCGCCUAAACGCGGUUCGUGUAGAUUUCGAAACAACUGGUACCAUGAGUCAAUUACUCGUUUACUAUACUCGCUAACGUAAGCUCGAUUCAUCGUGUAGUUAACGUUACGAUAGCGAAUUACCUUGGAGUGACGUGCCUAACUUCACAGCAAAGAAAGCUAUCUCUUUUUGACUAUACUGAAACGACAGAGUAGGACGAUAUUGGGCAAAAAGCUAAGUAUCCAAGCAUUCGUUUAAAAAAUAUAAACAUAACCGUGCUAAUUUAAAGCGUCAUGGCACAGUAUUAUUAUGUAAAGUGUUAGUGGGGGUCUUGUAUUUGUGUUGGUUACUUUGUCAAUGUGACAGUUCUCUACUUAAGUUUGAGUCGACUGGCAUGACGUAAAUUGUGUUACUGUGUAUAAAAAAGUGACUAGCGCCGCUAAAGAAGUUUUCUCUUCAAAAUUAACUGAUUUGCAAGACCGAAGUGAUCCCAUAAGUGUUCCGUAAACAAAGUUUUGUACGGAACACUAAAAAAUGCGUACUAGUACGUCGCAAUUUCAACUUCUAGUUGACUACAUGCAAAAGCAUGGUGACCUUAGCAAACCCAGCGAUGGGUCACAUGGGAAGGAGCUCAAUACCCGACGGUGGGCCGAGCUGACACAACUUUUGAACGCGGAUGCGACAGGCGUCACCAAAAAUACAGAUAAGUGGAGAAAGGAAGAAGUAACUGAACUGGCUGUACUACCGACACUUGAUAAUGAUGACAGCCCAUCUAUUUUUAUACUACAUGAUGAGUUUGCUCAACAAACUUGUUCCAAUGUUGAAGAUUGGAAUCGGCCAGGGACAUCGGCUCAACCCCCAGUUUUUCCACCCUUACCUGUGGACAGGAAUAACCAAGACUUGGCAGGCAGAGAGGAGCCUGAAAUAGUUAACAGCCCAGACAGGAGUGAGGCCGGCAUGACACAGACGCAGGAGCCUGCGGCUCGGGCCGCGCGGAUGCUAGACAGGAGUGAGGCCGGCAUGACACAGGCGCAGGAGUCUGCGACUCGGGCCGCGCGGAUGCUAGACAGGAGUGAGGCCGGCAUGACACAGGCGCAGGAGCCUGCGACUCGGGCCGCGCGGAUGGCUGCUGGAGUCGCGCAAACUCGUUCACCAAAACAAACGAGUGGCUUAUCAGAUAACCCGGAGGUUGUUGAAUGGACAUCGAUCACCAAAACACGCUGA